Gracilinanus agilis (Agile Gracile Mouse Opossum) is the source of this 860-nucleotide messenger RNA. RefSeq lists its product as uncharacterized. Gene Ontology annotation, cellular component: nucleosome. Gene Ontology annotation, biological process: nucleosome assembly. Gene Ontology annotation, molecular function: protein heterodimerization activity; DNA binding; structural constituent of chromatin. The transcript is spliced from 4 exons. The record is from RefSeq and is a predicted model, not a curated record. NCBI's taxonomy places the organism in Eukaryota, Metazoa, Chordata, Mammalia, Didelphimorphia, Didelphidae. Bases 22 to 804 code for a protein of 260 amino acids.
GCUGAGUUAUCUCGAUUAAUCAUGUCUGGUCGCGGCAAGGGAGGAAAAGGUUUAGGCAAGGGGGGUGCCAAGCGGCACAGGAAGGUGCUUCGGGACAACAUCCAGGGCAUCACCAAGCCUGCCAUCCGCCGCUUGGCUCGGCGCGGUGGCGUCAAGCGUAUCUCGGGGCUCAUUUACGAGGAGACCCGCGGCGUGCUGAAGGUUUUCCUGGAGAACGUGAUCCGGGACGCCGUCACCUACACGGAGCACGCCAAGAGGAAGACAGUCACCGCCAUGGAUGUUGUCUACGCCCUCAAGCGCCAGGGCAGAACCCUCUACGGAUUCGGAGAUCCCAAUAAGCGGUUCACCUGGUUUUUAGUGAAGUAUUGUAUCAGCGAAGAACACGUGAUUGGGAUCCCCGGCGGGAAAGUGGGCGGAGAACAACCCCAAAGCCCCGACCCCGCCCGCGCGCUUUCAGUUCCCAAACAGCAGUGUUGCUUUCAGUCGUUAACCAUGUCUGGUCGUGGCAAGGGAGGGAAGGGAUUAGGCAAAGGGGGUGCCAAGCGGCACAGAAAGGUCCUCCGGGAUAACAUCCAGGGCAUCACCAAGCCUGCCAUCCGCCGCUUGGCUCGGCGUGGCGGUGUCAAGCGUAUCUCGGGGCUCAUCUACGAGGAGACCCGCGGUGUGCUGAAGGUUUUCCUGGAGAACGUGAUCCGGGACGCCGUCACCUACACGGAGCACGCCAAGCGGAAGACAGUCACCGCCAUGGAUGUUGUCUACGCGCUCAAACGCCAGGGCAGAACCCUCUACGGAUUCGGCGGCUAAACCAGCUACAUUUUGCAAGUCCGCCAAGAAAAACCAAAAGGCCCUUUUCAGGGCCC